Messenger RNA from Sphenostylis stenocarpa, 1266 nucleotides. The record is from the annotation of a GenBank genome assembly. NCBI's taxonomy places the organism in Eukaryota, Viridiplantae, Streptophyta, Magnoliopsida, Fabales, Fabaceae.
AUGGAUUGUUUUUCUUCCCCUUAUCUCCACCACCGGUGUCGAACAAAGUCAUCGUCCCGUUCGGUUCGCAAGGACGAGAACUCGGUUCCUGUGGAGCCUCUUCGAAUUUCCCUUGACUGCAUUCAGUCACCGCCGGCAAAGCCUUCAUCGAAGUCUCCGUUGUCUCUCCUCCGAUCUCCGACGAGCUCUCUUCCGCUCAGGGAGCUUCUCAUUCUCUCCCCUUCUUCGGCGCAGAGGUCUAAGGCGCGAUUCGACGAGGAGGCACCUGAGGCUGCCGGAGUGCGGCGCCGGUGCAAGAACCGGACGGCGUCACCGAGGAGUUCGCGACGUUGGAGGCGUGAGGAGAAGGAGGGAGCUCCGGUAGAAGAGGCUGUGAAACAGAAGAAGAGGAGGCACAGUGGGAGACACAGAAAGGAGAGGCUCAGUUUGGUGCCUUUUCAACCACCUUCAACCUCAUCUCAAAAAGCUGAUGAAGAGAAUGGGGGUGAUCUAGAUAGUGUUGGGGUGUUCAUUGCUGAUUUGAUUAUGUGGAGAGAUGUUUCGAAAUCCACCCUUUGGUUUGGUUUCGGGUGUCUUUGUUUCUUGUCUUCUUGCUUCACCAAAGGAAUCAAUGUUAGCGUUUUCUCAGCCAUGUCACGAUUGGCAAUUCUCUUGUUGGGUGUUUCCUUCUUCUCAAACUCAGUUUUCCAAAGAAACCAGGUCCAGAAAAGGAGUUUUACCAAGCUGAAAGAAAAUGAUAUUUUACAUCUUACAAAAUUGAUUCUUCCUGCAUUAAACUUUGCAAUUUCAAAGACUAGAGAGCUGUUUUCGGGAGAACCGUGCAUGACCCUGAGAGUAGCACCUUUCCUUCUACUUGGAGCGGAGUAUGGUCAUCUUGUAACAAUUUGGAGGCUCUGUGCCAUUGGAUUUUUUGUUAGCUUCAGUGUACCAAAGCUUUAUUCUUGUUACUCUGCUCAGAUAAACCAGCGAGUGGAGUACUUGAAAUUGCGUUCAUUGGACACAUGGAGUGCUUGUGCUCACAAGAAGAAAGUAGUCGCAUCGGUGCUUAUUACCUUCUGGAAUCUAUCUACAAUAAAAACUCGAAUCUGCGCAGCAUUUAUAUUGCUUGUAAUACUCAGAUAUUUCCGGCAAGAUAUCAUGGAACAUGUAGAAGCUGAUGAGGUGCUAGAGAAGGAUCAGCACCAGGCAGUGGUGUUGGUGACAGAACAUGAGGAAGAUGAACUGCAGCGUGCACUAGUGGUUGCUGAACGAAAGCGCCAAUGCUAG